Messenger RNA from Peniophora sp. CBMAI 1063, 894 nucleotides. The record is from the annotation of a GenBank genome assembly. Lineage: Eukaryota; Fungi; Basidiomycota; Agaricomycetes; Russulales; Peniophoraceae.
AUGCCAUCCUCUUCCUCCACCUCGCGCUCCAAGGCUGUCAAGCGGCCUUUCAACGCUCUCAAAGGAAUACGCUCAGCACAACGAUACUGGAUGCACAAGGAGAUCGCGGAAGUCGAUGCAAAGUGGCACACAUUGGCUCGCUCUCGCCACGACUUGCGCAAAUACGACGAAUACUCAGGGCUGGAAAAGGCGGAGUUGGAGGCUGCGCAGAAGGAACUUGUCUGGCGCGAGGUCCACCAGCUUCGUCUGACUCGACUUCCCCAGUUCGACUAUAUGUGGCAGGAGAACAUCAGGAUCUCCCUUGAGGCAUACAGUGACGGGAACAUGGAUUUCAAUGCCAUCGUGGCCAUCGAGAGAUAUAAGCGUCUAUGGAACUGCUUGGAGCAAGAAGCGAGCGCCACUGCUUCUCGCAGUCGGAAGCGCCAGAGCGACGAAGAAUACGCCGCCGCACUAAGCUCCGUCCUGCUCAAGCACCGUAUGUCACAAGAAGCCGCCACGAACGACUUUUACGGGAGGUUCGACCAUCCGAAUCCGUUGUGGCUUGAUCCCAAUGCUCUGUCCUUUUUUCUGGGCCCAGAUGCACCUCAGCAGUUCAAAGCUCUCGAACACCAGAUGUGUUUCGUCUCUGAAGUUCAACGUUUCCGCGACGCGUCCUACUUUCAGGCGGAGAGCGAUGUUGAGCGGGACGAGAUGCUCAAGAUCUGGUUUCGCGGCUUCUUCAUCCCUCGGAGGGAGUACAUGCAAGAGAUGUUCGACUACGCGGACGCCUGCCUUAGAUCCCUUGAGGGUAUGGACGACGGGGCGGGUAAUCUCAUGAUGAGUGCAGCGAUGUGGUUGCAUGAACAUCAGACAAACGGGAAGUUCAAGAUUUCCCCUCCAUCGUUGCGCUACUAG